This is a messenger RNA of Guyanagaster necrorhizus, 4947 nucleotides long. RefSeq lists its product as uncharacterized. The coding region runs from base 100 to 4947 and encodes 1615 amino acids. The record is from RefSeq and is a predicted model, not a curated record. Gene Ontology annotation, molecular function: O-acyl-L-carnitine transmembrane transporter activity. NCBI's taxonomy places the organism in Eukaryota, Fungi, Basidiomycota, Agaricomycetes, Agaricales, Physalacriaceae. Gene Ontology annotation, biological process: mitochondrial transport; carnitine transmembrane transport. The transcript has 17 exons. Gene Ontology annotation, cellular component: mitochondrial envelope.
ACGCAGUCGGGGGGGCCGGAGCCUCGUUUUUCCCAUUCAACCUCGCCCACCGUUCAUUCGUCUUGCCAUCGUCGUUGUCACUAUCGUACGCGCAUCGCUAUGCGUCUCUGGCGCUUUGCCUUUGCUUCUGCUUUGAUCAGCUUCCCAAUGCAGCUGGUCAGUCCAGCACAGGUACCGCUGACUGACCCAUCCACCGCUUCGACUACCCUCGUUGACGCCCUGUCUGCCGACCCGGAUUACACAUCUUUGCUUUGUCUUUUGCAGAGGGCGCGUCUCAUACCCACUCUCAACCGUUUGAACGGAAGUACCCUCUUUGCACCUACAAAUGAUGCUAUAAAGCACUAUUCAAACACUCUCUGGAAUUCCGUCCUUGAUGACUCCAACUUAAUACUGACCGACAAUCUCCAGGAGAAGCUUAGGCAGCAGUUGUUCUACCAUCUCCUUAAUUACUCCAUCACUGCUCUCCCCGACGACUCUGAACCGAUUAAUGUGCUUAAGACCCUGCACUUUCCCCGUACGCCUGGUGAUCCCCCUUCCAAGGAACCACCACCAUACCCUCCAUGGAUGCCCGUCCCAGGAGGAAGCCUCGGUGGGGAACCGCAACGAUUACGCGUAGCCUCCCGCAAGGAAAGCGUAUGGGUUGGGGUGGAUGCAAACGGCAAAGACGGUGUUGAAGUCAUCAAGGGCAAAGUCGACACAGAUAACGGGGUCGUGCUUGGUGUGGAUAGAAUGCUAGAACCACCACCUGACUUGGCGACCGUUGUCUCCAAACUAUCCUUGGUUUCAUAUUUCCACAAUGUUCUCACUCCGGAGAUUACUCGUACUCUGAACUCCACAGAGGCAUUGACCUUGUUUUUACCUAUUAAUGGUGCGUGGGACGCCUUGGAUCCCCUGGAACGUUUAUAUCUCGAGAGUCCAUAUGCUACCGAUGAUCUCAAUCGCAUUUUGAACAUGCAUGCCGUAGCAGAGAAGGAAGUUAAGUGGUCGGAACAAUUUGAUCCAGCAGUAAAUUGCACGUUAACAACAAUCGAUGGUACAAAGCUCGAAAUUGUUGUAUCUCCUGAGAAGACCAUGAUCUCCUCAGCUGACUUGGUAGAACCAGACAUUUACGCGUCCAACGGUGUCCUUCACCUUGUUUCAUCCCUUAUAAUGCCGCCGGGCGCUCUUCAAUUAACCCCGGAGAAGUAUCUUUUGGCUUUGAACUGCACAAAUUUUGUGUCUCUUCUCCAUUCCGCCGAGCUGACUUCUCUAAUCAAUGAUACCGAAGCUAAAUAUACGAUCCUUGCCCCGAAAAACGAUGUCCUGUCUAUAUUUGGUCACAGCGAUCUUCCUGAACCUGGUUCCGAAGCCAUGAAGAAAUUAUUGCAGUACCAUUUCAUCCCAGGCCAUUGGACACCCAAGAAACUGUCUCCUGGGAUGUUGCUGGAGACAGCACUGAAGGAGAAAGGUCUUGACGGUGGCAGACAGGUUUUGGCGGUUGACGUUCAUCAGGACAAGUCCUCAGACUCAAAGAAAGUAUUCUUUGGAGGUGCCAGCGUUAUUGAUGAACCGAUCGAGGUCAACAACACCUUUAUUUACUUCAUCUCACGGCCACUAGAACCUCCCGCUGACGCGCUGCAAACCGCCUUGCCUUACCUGGAUCUGUCCUCAUUCUUGGCAGCCGUCUUUUCUACUUCUAUUGCAGAAACAUUGAAAACGACGCCCCGCACGUCUCUCCUCAUACCUCAUAAUUCUGCGUUCAAACGGUUGGGCUUAUUGGUCUCUGCGCAUCUCUUAGCGGCGUCAUCCAAGCGUGACUUAGAGAAUGUUCUUCUACAUCAUACUCUGGACACCGCGGAAUAUUCCGAGAGUCUGCGGAAUGGUUCUCAGCAUACCUUCUCAAGUGUCGAAGGGUCAGAUCUAACGCUGGAUCGCAUGACGAAUGGCACUUUGUAUCUGAGUGCAAGUGGUGGCUGGGUAGGAAUGCGGACCGAGUUGUACAUGAGGGACAUCCUAACGCAGACGGGAGUAAUUCAUGAAGUUUCCGACAUUCUGAUCCCUCGAUCAGUCCAACUGACCGUCGGGAAACUUGUCAAGGCAGCCAAAGGAAGCACAAUGACCAACAUGGUUACGAAGGCUGGGUUUGACUGGGUUCUGAACGGCACAGCGCCUCCUGAUGGGUCUCCGUGGGCGGAUCAGGGAUUGUCCGGUGUUGGAUGGACACUACUUUGUCCCACGGAUGACGCGUUCAAGGAAUACAAUUUGACAUCACUGUUUGAAGAUGUGCCGAGAUUACAGUUGAUUGUGGGACAACACCUCAUACCUACGCCAGUAGGACGCUCGAGAUCCCUCGUCGGUGCUGACAGCGAUGCACUGAACAACAAUCGACCACUCCCUCUUGAUGAUUCAGCAACAUAUAUGACUCUCCGCUCGCCAGAGUCUACUUAUGGAGAUGUCAUCUUCCGCCAGGAGGAUGACGGAUCGAAUUCAUACAUCGUAGGCAUUAAAGGUGCGCGAGGAACAGACGGCACAGCAGAUUGGGCCAGGGUGCAGGCAUGGGGAAGGACGACCACCGGAGGCGGAACUGGAGGCGUAAUCCAGAUUGACCGUGUUCUGAUGCCGUACCAGCCUCCCUGGUGGGUUGCAUACGGAGCCCCCAUCGUAGUAGGUGUUCUGGGCAUAUUUGCCAUUUCUAUAUUUUUCCUAGGGUUGAUAUGGGUUUGGAGAAGGGAUACCACGGAAGCUACAUAUGAACCUAGCAGUGAAGCACCGGCAGCGGAAGAGACCUUGAAGACAUCCUCGGCUACCUCAGAGUCUGUCAAGUCGUUCAUUGCUGGGGGAUUUGGAGGUGUCUCUGCCGUACUCGUUGGUCAUCCAUUCGAUUUGACAAAGACUAGACUGCAGACUGCACCAGCGGGAGCAUACAAAGGUGCUUUCGACGUCGUCAAAAAAACACUGGCAAAGGAUGGAUUCUCUGGUAUGUAUCGCGGAAUGGUGCCACCACUGUUAGGCGUUACGCCUAUCUUCGCUGUAUCGUUUUGGGCAUACGACAUGUCGAAGCUUCUGAUAUACGCAGUAACUCCUAAUAGAAAGAACCAAGAUUUGUCCAUCGGCGAACUUGCAAUUGCUGGUUUCCUAUCUGCAAUCCCGACAACGUUAGUCACCGCCCCGGUGGAACGCGCCAAAGUUCUACUCCAGGUGCAGGGCCAAGGAGGCGCUGAACAGAAAUACAAGGGCGUUUUGGAUGUGAUUAAGCACCUCUACAAGGAGGGUGGAGUACGGAGCAUAUUCCGCGGCUCAGUGGCUACUGUAGCAAGAGAUGGGCCAGGAAGUGCUGCGUACUUUGCUGCAUAUGAAGUUACCAAGAAGGCGUUGACACCGGCAGGUUCUUCGCCUGCUGACCUCAAUCUCGGUGCGGUCAUACUUGCAGGAGGAACGGCAGGAGUUGCUAUGUGGUCACUCGCCAUUCCUCCCGAUGUGAUAAAGUCGCGAAUUCAGUCUGCACCCAGUGGAACAUACUCAGGUUUCAUGGAUUGCGCAAGAAAGACCAUUGCUUAUGAUGGCGUUGCUGCUCUUUGGAAAGGAUUUGGUCCUGCAAUGGCAAGGGCCUUCCCUGCAAAUGCUGCUACAUUCGUCAGUUUUUUCUUCUUCGUUCUCUUCCUCGAUAACAAGGUCUCGAAGAACAUGAAAAAAUCAACCAAGUCAAAAGCCUCCCGUACACUCUCUGCAUCAGAAAUCGCACGGAACCUUGGGCACUUCGAGACGUGGUCCACACGUCAAAACAUGGAGCAGGUGUCUUAUUCUGACAUUCCUGAGAGCAUCAAGUCCGAUGUAGAUGAGGUGCUCAAUGUCUCCGGAAAGAUACCUGCUGAUUGGGUGAAGAAGAAAUACCGUUUGAUUUAUUCUAUUUGUCGUCCCGGAUUCCUAGAUUUUAUUUCAGAUGCUCAUAAAGAAUGCCCUUCCCUCUUCUGCGAGGAUGAUUCAUCCAUCGACACAUUGGCUUUAUACGAUGAUUUGGCUACUGUGUUCAAGGCUUCAAAGUAUCUUAGGAAAAUGUGUGCCUCCGAGGAGAGAUUUUCUGAAGCUGAUUUUGCUAAGACCUGUGAUAUAUUUCGAACCCCAGCUGUAUCGGAGAGUAGGCAAAGGGGUCAAUGCCCUAUAUCUCUUCCCCAGCCACUGUCGAGCGGAGACAUACCCUCCACCUCUCUCCGCAUUCUAAACACAAAAACGAUUAUUCCGGACAAUGUUAUUCUAAUCCCGACAGUAUCCAUACGCCAUUUGUCUAACACUGAAGCGUCCGCUUACAAGGCGCUCAAAUCCCACCGAACUGUGCUGAAGAGUGGCAGUGCCGACAAAGCCUCGUCCUUCAGGUUUCAAAGCACGCCCUGUGCCAAUCUGCCUGAAAUACCCGGUUUCGAAUUCGCAAGCGCUUUCUUCGAGGACAAGAAGCCUGUUCAUCAGAUGUUAGAGGAUGCUUACAGACAGAAUAGAAUGUCUACCACCUCCGCGGUGAGGCAUCUGCAUUCAUUGGGAAUUCAUGUUCCCGUUUUUGGUCUCGUAUGGGCUAAUGGAACUGUCCGAGCCCAUGUCGAUUGGUGCAAGACAAGCAGUAUCGGUGAAACAGACAAAACGGUUCUCUCGGCGCCUUUUCCAGGGCCUGAUGAUGAUGAUGAAAGAACGUUCCAUGAAUGGAGAUUGAAAAGGCCUAGCGAUAUACUGCAGGUCCAUUUUCUCAUACAGAAUAUUGACUUUUGGACUUGCAACGGGUUUCGUGAAAAAGUGGUGAAAGGCGUGAAGGCAUUGGAACAGUUUAUUGUCAAUGGAGGGGGCAUUUACGAGCCGUGGAAGCGUGUUGGAGUUUUAAAGCUGUCCAAGAGCGCCUCUCGAAAGGAGAACCGGGACGCAUCCUUCAGUAGUGUGUCGAUGCCGCCUGCUCCCUCAAAAAAUACUCGAACACGUAGAAAAUGA